This is a messenger RNA of Nicotiana tabacum (common tobacco), 4427 nucleotides long. Its product is annotated as zinc finger protein BRUTUS. Lineage: Eukaryota; Viridiplantae; Streptophyta; Magnoliopsida; Solanales; Solanaceae. Gene Ontology annotation, cellular component: nucleus. Gene Ontology annotation, biological process: ubiquitin-dependent protein catabolic process; protein ubiquitination. Gene Ontology annotation, molecular function: ubiquitin protein ligase activity; zinc ion binding. The record is from RefSeq and is a predicted model, not a curated record.
UCAUAAAUAAUUAAUGUAAUUUCUUCUACUAAUUCCAUUCUUAUUUAUGUGUACAAAUAUUUAUAGUAAGUAAUUAAUUACGUAUAUAGAUAAACAAAAAUUAACUACGUAUAUAUAUGCACGUAUAGUCAAGCACGUAGAGAUUUCUGGAAAAGGAUGCAAAUUUCUUCCAUAGUAGAAAAUAACUUGCAACAGAAUCUCUGAAUUCACACAGAAAGAGGAGAGAAAAUUUAGUGUGUGUGUGUGUGUGUUUUGUUGCUUUUUUUUUUCUCCCUGCGGAGGACCAUAAGGAUAAAAAGAGAAAGCAGAAAGAGUCAUUUUUUUUGCACAUUUAGACGUAGAGAGACAGAGAAUUGUUGAGAAUUUUGAAGAAAUUAGGGUUAGGAACUGUAGAGAAUGGCGGCUCAGGGAAGGGAAGGAGGUGGAGGAGUAGCGGUUUUAUGUGGUGGUGCAGUCAAUGCCGUGGAUUCUUCUACGUCGGCUUCCAGCGGAGUUUUGGACAAGGAGAGUACAAAGCAGGAUUUUCCUAUUCUGUUUUUUCUCUUCUUUCACAAGGCAAUUCGGCUGGAGCUUGACGCACUUCACCGUUCGGCUUUAGCAUAUGCUACUGGACAAUUGGCCGACAUACAGCCGUUGCUCAAGCGUUACCGUUUUCUUAGAUCAGUUUACAAGCACCAUUCCCAUGCUGAGGAUGAGGUGAUCUUUCCAGCUCUUGAUAUACGUGUGAAGAAUGUAGCACAAACAUACUCCUUAGAGCAUAAAGGUGAAAGUGAUCUUUUCGACCACCUUUUUGAGCUCUUAAAUUCUGAGAAGCAUAACUAUGAAAGUUUUCCACGAGAGCUGGCAUCUUGUACUGGGGCAUUGCAAACCUCUGUUUGUCAGCACAUGUCGAAAGAGGAAGAACAGGUAUUUCCUUUGCUCAUUGAGAAGUUCUCAAAUGAUGAGCAGGCAUCACUUGUUUGGCAGUUCCUUUGUAGCAUUCCUGUCAAUAUGAUGAAAAAGUUCCUUCCUUGGCUUUCAGCUUCUAUAUCUCUUGAUGAGCUCAAGAAUAUGCACAAGUGCUUGUCUAUGAUUAUUCCAAAAGAGAAGCUUCUCCAGCAGGUAAUUUUCACCUGGAUGGAAGGUGGAAAGUGUGUCACUGCAGUUAGUGGGCAUGAUAUCGAUGCUGAGCUGGAAUGUUCUAUGGAUUUUAACUCUGUCACAGUCCCUUGUGCGUCAGGAAAGGUAAAGUGUGCAUGUGAAUCUUCCAGCACUGGGAAAAGGAAAUUCGGGCUAAAAGGUGAUACUUGUGAUACUGAUCGUGGAAACCCAAUAGAUGAAGUAUUGCAUUGGCAUAAUGCUAUUAAGAGAGAGCUAGAGGAGAUAGCAGCAGAGGCUAGAAGAAUUGAGUUAGCUGGAGAAUUUUCUAAUUUGGCACCUUUCUAUGUGAAACUUCAGUUUAUCGCUGAAGUCUGCAUAUUUCACAGUGUUGCCGAGGACAAGGUCAUAUUUCCUGCUGUAGAUGGAGGACUCUCCUUUUUCCAAGAGCAUGCUGAAGAAGAAAGUCAAUUUAAUGAGCUUCGUUGUCUGAUUGAGAGCGUUCAAAGUACAGAAAUCAGUUCCACUUCAGCUGCUGAGUUUUUCUCCAAAUUAUGUUCGCAAGCGGACUUAAUUAUUGAGACAAUCAAAUGGCACUUUUACAAUGAAGAAGUUCAGGUCCUUCCGCUUGCUCGGAAGCAUUUUACCCCGGACAGACAGAGGAAACUGUUGUACCAAAGCUUGUGUUUAAUGCCAUUGAAGUUGAUAGAGCGAGUCCUACCCUGGCUAGUUGGAUCACUGUCUGAAGAUGAAGCCAGAAAUUUCUUAAAAAAUUUGCAGCUGGCAGCUUCAGCACAUGAUUCUGCUUUGGUAACCUUAUUUGUUGGUUGGGCAUGUAAAGGACGUACGGAUGGUGUAUGUUUGUCUUCUAGUGUCACUGGUUGCUGCCCUGUUAAAAGAUUUACUGACAUUGAAGAAUCUUAUAUUCGAGCACCUUGUCUAUGUUUACUCUCAGUCGAUACUGAUGAUUCUAAGAGGCCUUCCAAAAGAAACCUUGCCGUAAUUUGCACAAAAGAAAAUACAUCGAACUCAUCUAAGGGUGUAAAUGCUUGUAAUAUAUCUUGCAAUGAUCAGCCAUGCUGUGUUCCAGGAUUGGGAGUCAGUGAUAAUAAUCUCGGACGAACUAUUAUAUCCACUCCAAAAUCUCUUCGUUCGCUGACCUUCAGCUCUACCGCUCCUUCUCUUGAUUCAUGCCUCUUUAUAUGGGAGACAGAUUGUAUCUCUUCUCAACCCAACCAUAAAGUGCAUCCUAUUGACACAAUAUUCAAAUUUCACAAGGCGAUACGAAAAGAUUUGGAGUAUCUUGAUGUUGAAUCUAGUAAGCUUAGUGACUGUGAUGAAGCUUUUCUUCGGCAGUUCAUUGGAAGAUUCCGGUUGCUUUGGGGUUUGUACAGAGCCCACAGCAAUGCUGAGGAUGAAAUCGUUUUCCCUGCACUUGAAUCUAAAGAAGCACUCCACAAUGUGUCUCACUCCUAUACCUUAGACCAUAAGCAGGAGGAAAAAUUGUUUGAAGACAUUUCAUCUGCCCUCAAUGAUCUUUCGACUCUUCAUGAAGGGCUGAAGGAUGGCCCUAUGGGCUUAAGUGAUAGGGAUCACAUAAGGAAAUACAAUGAGCUUGCCACAAAGGUUCAAGGAAUGUGUAAAUCAAUCAGAGUAAGCCUGGAUCAACAUAUAUUUAGAGAAGAACUUGAGUUGUGGCCACUGUUUGGCAAACAUUUUUCUGUGGAGGAGCAAGACAUCAUUGUUGGUCGUAUAAUUGGAAGCACAGGAGCUGAAGUACUUCAAUCAAUGUUGCCCUGGGUAACUUCUGCUCUUACUCAGGAUGAGCAGAAUAAGAUGAUGGACACAUUAAAGCAGGCUACUAAAAACACCAUGUUCAGCGAAUGGCUCAACGAGUGUUGGAGACGAACUCCUGAAAUAUCUGCACAGCCUGAAACCUUGCAAACUAGCAAUACAAACCGAGGUUCAGUUGUUGAUUCUCAUGAAGGCUUGGACCAGAGUGACCAUAUGUUCAAACCCGGCUGGAAAGACAUUUUCCGUAUGAAUCAAACAGAACUUGAGUCGGAGAUUAGAAAAGUUAACAGGGAUUCAACUCUUGAUCCAAGAAGGAAAUCUUAUUUAAUUCAAAAUCUGAUGACUAGCCGUUGGAUAGCCUCUCAGCAGAAAUCACAAGCAUCAACAGAAGAAGUUUCUUGUAGUGAAGAUGUUGGGUGUUCACCGUCCUUUCGAGAUCCAGAGAAGCAGAUUUUUGGAUGUGAGCACUACAAAAGAAACUGCAAACUUCGUGCAGCUUGCUGUGGAAAAUUGUUUACAUGCAGAUUCUGCCAUGAUGAAGUGAGCGACCAUUCAAUGGAUAGGAAAGCAACAGUAGAGAUGAUGUGCAUGCGUUGUUUGAAAGUUCAAGCAAUUGGACCUAGCUGCACGACACCCUCAUGCAAUGGAUUUUCCAUGUCAAAGUACUUUUGCAGUAUAUGCAAAUUCUUUGACGAUGACAGGCCUGUAUAUCACUGCCCCUCUUGCAACUUGUGUCGUGUUGGAAAUGGCCUCGGAAUUGAUUUUUAUCAUUGCAUGAAAUGCAAUUGCUGUCUGGGAAUAAGUUUGAAAGAGCACAAGUGCUUGGAGAAGGCUUUAGAAAUAAAUUGUCCCAUCUGCUGUGAGUUUUUGUUUACUUCAAGUGCUACAGUUAGACCUCUGCGUUGUGGGCAUUACAUGCACUCAGCUUGCUUUCAGGCAUAUGCUUGCAGUAACUACGUUUGUCCGAUAUGCAGCAAAUCUAUGGGUAAUAUGGCGGUUUAUUUUGGAAUGCUGGAUGCUCUGCUGGCUAAUGAGGUUCUUCCAGAGGAGUACCAGAAUCGUUGGCAGGAUAUUCUUUGCAAUGACUGUGAACAGAAAAGCAGGGCGCGCUUCCAUUGGUUAUAUCAUAAGUGUGGGUCCUGCGGAUCUUACAACACCAGAGUCGUUAAAGCGCCUGCGACAUAUUCUGGCUGCCCUACCUCAAAUGGUGGAGUGAGGAGUGAGGAAUGAGCACUCUCUCCACUGUUCGAUGAGCUUUUGCACCUGUAAAUAAUGUAUAGAGAACUAAGCUUUUUCCCCUAGUGUCGAUAUUAGUAGGCAAAGAGGAGGCCAUAGUUCUCAGGGAAUGGAUAUUAUCAUGCAGCUGUUUUGCUAACAGCUAUUGGAUCUAUUACCAGCUUAAGUUCAGCGGUGGCUAGAUUUGGCAGGAAAUUCAUAGGUGGUCUUGAGUUUAACCCUAGAGCCUUAGAUUGACUUUAAUAUACCUAAUGUAUAGUCUAUAAAUUUGUUUCAAUAGUUAUUCGUUUAAAGUUGCAAUGAUAAUUUUUACUCCAAAA